AUGGCUCCUUCUACUCCUGCUUCUCAUCGUCCGCGGAAGAAAAGAAAGUUUCCACUUUUCUCCGCGUCGAACGAUGCUCUGAUCUUGGAGACGGAUGGUGGAAAGCCUACUCCAGCAUUUCCAUUGGUCUCUUUUCUUUGGGCUGCCCGUGCAGGUGUCUCUCUAUGGCUUGUGCUGCCUCUUAUUUUGAUGGCCGUGGGUCUCUUUCGUUGGGCCGUCAGCUUAGGGGGCUAUUCCGGCUUCCACGUACCUCCUAUGCAUGGCGAUUUCGAAGCACAAAGACACUGGAUGGAAUUGACAAUCCAUUUACCUAUGUCAAAGUGGUAUACGUACGACCUACAGUACUGGGGGCUUGACUACCCGCCAUUGACAGCAUAUCAUAGUUGGGUGGUAGGAAAGAUUGGCACUCUGUUCGAACCUUCUUGGUUUGCCCUAGAUGAAUCCCGUGGCUUCGAACACCCUCGGUUGAAAGUAUUUAUGCGUGCAACCGUGGUUGUUUCUGAGUACCUUAUCUAUAUCCCAGCUAUUGUCAAUUUCUUGCGGCGCUAUUCGCGGAUGCAAGAUGUUCCCGUAUGGUCUACCUCGAUUGCCCUCGUUGCCAUCCUACUGCAGCCGGCAACCAUUCUCAUCGAUCAUGGCCAUUUCCAAUACAACACCGUGAUGCUAGGUCUUGUUGUUGCAAGUCUGGAUGCUAUCCUGGCGGGGCGCAUGCUCUGGGCCUGUAUCUUUUUCGUGGGUGCUCUGGGGUUCAAACAAAUGGCCCUCUACUAUGCACCUGUUAUGUUUGCUUUUCUUCUGGGUGUCUGCAUUUUCCCUAAGAUCCGGAUCCUCCGUCUUCUUUGUAUCUCUAUUGUCACACUUGCUGCUUUCGCAGCUCUAUUCGCCCCACUGAUAGUGGGUGCGACUGGUGUUGACGCUCGAAACAGUUUAACUUCGCUUCCAGAGCCACCAUUGCUGCAAGCACUACCAAUCCAGUUCGACAAAACCUCUCUGUUCUACGCUCCCUUGUUUCAAUUAACGCAGAUCAUCCACCGAGUCUUCCCCUUUUCGCGUGGCUUGUUCGAAGACAAGGUCGCAAACUUCUGGUGUGCUCUUCAUACAUUCUACAAGCUUCAUCGGUUUGAAGCGGGUUUUGUCCAACGAGUGUCCCUCGGUGCCACAUUGGCAUCCAUCUUCAUACCCUGUGCUAUUGUCUUCCGGCAUCCGCGCGCUUCGCUUCUCCUUCCGGCCCUGUCCUGUGUGGCCUGGGGGUUCUUUCUGUUUUCAUUUCAGGUCCAUGAGAAGAGCGUCCUUCUACCUCUGCUACCUAUGACGCUCUUGCUUGCUGGCGACGGGGGAUUAAGCAAGGAAACGCGGGCCUGGGUAGGAUGGGCCAACAUGCUUGGUUGUUGGACGAUGUAUCCGCUCCUUCAACGCGACGAACUUCGAGUACCGUACUUCGUUAUGUCGCUGCUCUGGGCUUAUCUGCUGGGCCUUCCACCGACCUCGCUGGAAAUCUACCGAACUCGCACUUCUUCCCCGGAUGACUCGGACCCACGCUCCUAUCUACACAUCAGCACGAAGCUCCUCCAUGUCUGCUUUUAUCUAAUUAUGAUUGUGUGGCACGUGCUGGAGGCCUUCGUUCCGACACCGGCUGGGAAGCCUGACCUAUGGGUCGUGCUAAACGUGCUUGUCGGUGCAGGAGGGUUUGGCAUUGCAUACCUGUGGUGUUUGUGGAAUCUGAUAUCUCAGUGCCGCAUGAUUGAUCGCAAGACAGCGGAAGAAGCUCGGAAAAAGAAGCAGUAG
Messenger RNA from Aspergillus tanneri, 1785 nucleotides. RefSeq names its product dolichyl-P-Glc:Man(9)GlcNAc(2)-PP-dolichol alpha-1,3-glucosyltransferase ALG6 (gene ALG6). The record is from RefSeq and is a predicted model, not a curated record. The coding region runs from base 1 to 1785 and encodes 594 amino acids. Gene Ontology annotation, cellular component: endoplasmic reticulum membrane. Gene Ontology annotation, biological process: protein N-linked glycosylation. Gene Ontology annotation, molecular function: dolichyl pyrophosphate Man9GlcNAc2 alpha-1,3-glucosyltransferase activity. The transcript has 3 exons. NCBI's taxonomy places the organism in Eukaryota, Fungi, Ascomycota, Eurotiomycetes, Eurotiales, Aspergillaceae.